This is a messenger RNA of Peromyscus leucopus (white-footed mouse), 2040 nucleotides long. It is a transcript of the gene Smim5, whose product is annotated as small integral membrane protein 5. Bases 1342 to 1578 code for a protein of 78 amino acids. The record is from RefSeq and is a predicted model, not a curated record. Lineage: Eukaryota; Metazoa; Chordata; Mammalia; Rodentia; Cricetidae. The transcript is spliced from 4 exons.
CCAAGAGACAGACUGGGGUGGUCAGGGACACAAGCCAAAAAGGCCAUCCAGAGGGUGGUGGGGCGCUCAAGAGGGAGCUGCUCCACCCUCUUCCCCCAGCAACCUCAGACUGAGCCCCCUGGGGUUAUUUCCACAGGGAAGCACAGUCAACCACUCAGUCAUUAGCCCGCCCUCAGCCUACAGCCUGGCCCCCAGGCGGGUGGUGGGCAGAGCAGGGCAAGAGUAAGUGAGGGAGCCCUUCUGGGGAUCCGGAGAGCAGAGUGGAGCUCCUGGGCAGGGAAGGCACUGGGUGUGAGGUAUAGGACAAGCUGGGGAAGGCUCCCUCUGGCUCCGCCUCACCAUGGUAAUCUGACACCUACAUCUCCAGGACAACCAACAACAAAAAAGCUGAAGCUGGACAGCAGCUGGCUGUCAGCAGCCAAGAGCUUGCUAGGAGGUGCCAGGGUGAGAAGCAGCAGCCCGCCCGGCCGGCCGCCGGCCGCCACAGGGCAGGAAGGAGGCGGCGGCGCUGGUGCAGAAGUCAAAGGUGGUAGCAAAGGACCAGGAGGAAGCGCAGAGGCUCUGUACUGGGGCACCCCUGCUUGGCUCCCCAGUACCUGAGCUCCCAGGAGAGAUGUGAGGGGAGGGAGCGCUGACGCUCAAUGCCUCCACACACAAACUCAGCUGAGAGCUUUGACUGGACCCUCUCCGGAAGCCCUGGCCGCCAUCCCUCUUCAGUCAGGCCUUUCCUGGUUAGAACAGAACAGGCCCAAGCCAGGAGGGGAGGAGUUGGCUGGGCCAGGCCUAGACCUCCUGUUCCCAUCUGAAGAGAUGAAGCCCCCAGGGAAAACUGUGUGGUCCUUUCUUCCUCACGUGACAAUAAUAAUCCUGAAGCCUGUCUUGCCACCCUGGGCAUCUAGGGGAGGCACCAAAAUCCUGAGUGACCCAGAGGCUGGCCAGGGAGCUGUGUCAGCUGAGGCACCCCAGCCAAACCGGAUAUUGGUGUCUCAAGACAAAGGAAUGCCACAGCAAAGUCACAUCUGAACCUUCGCCAGCCGCGGCCUUGUCUGGCAGCCCCUCCGAGGCUCUCCAGGUCACAUUUAUCACAAGCUUUCCUUGCCCUGGGCAGCUCCAGCCAAGUGUGGGCUGAGGGCUACCCUACCGUUGAGCAGACUCCCAGGACUCCCUGUCUCCCUCUGCCUGGGAGCCACCAGUGGUACAGGCUUGAGGCUGACAAACCUGUUCUGCAGGCUAUGGUGGGAGAGGCCGGUUCACUGGAGCUACCUCCCAGCCCUGAGCAGCUCGGCAGGGACUCUGAGGUGCUGCUGUCUGUGUGGUUACAGAACACAGGAGCCUAGCAACAUGGCAGCCGCGCACUUGGUGGAGGAGAUCCGCUCUGUGGGCGAGAGGCUGCUGCUGAAGCUGCAGGGCCUGCCCCAGGCCGAGCCUGUGGAGCUCGCCGCCUUCUCCAUCAUCGCUCUUUUCACAGCCACGGUCCUGCUGCUGCUGCUGAUAGCCUGCAGCUGCUGCUGUGCGCACUGCUGCUGCCCUGAGAGGACCAACAGGAGGGUCCCCGUGCGGCCCGGAAAACCCAGAUGACGGACAACAGCGGAUGCCCGGAGAAGCUGACAGGAACCUUCCAGAGCUGUGACAUAGGCUACCGUCCUGGCCACUUCACUCCUCCAGACAAGUCACCUGGCCCCAGUUCUGGCACUGCCCAGGUGACAGGAGACGCCUGGAGCCUCGUCACAGAAACCAGUGCUGCUCAAUCUGCCAGUGGACACCAGUGCUUAGGAGGAGCCACUGCUUCCCAGACUCAGGAGACCACCUAGGUCUUCUGCUAAGCUGUACCCCUUAGGGCCCCACACUCUGAACAGCUCCUAGUUGUGGGGAGCUGUCCCUUGGGGCUCUGCUGACUUAUGCCAAAGAGAAGUAAACUAAUCAGGAACUUUGUGCAAUUUCCUAUACUCCAAGCCUCCUGAUGAGGAGGGGGAGAACAUGUCAGUAUUCUAGCUGAAAUGUGCUUACUUCCAAGUAAAAGCUUUUUUGGUUAUGUGUUUA